UCAGUACUGUCAGUUGUCAGUUCAGUUGAUCUUCCACGUCAAAAGAUUUUAUCUCAACUUUCUCUUCAGAAUUUCUGAAAAUAGUUGAAAAUGUUUAAUUUCAAUUAAAUACUUUCUUUUAAAUGAAGUAGUGUUUCUAAAUCACCUUAAAUUAAUAACAGACUACGUUUCUGUGUCUUAAUUACGUGAAAAAUGGCUAGUCCACGAACCAGACGUGUCUUACAAGAAUUAAAACCUAAUAACGAAAACGAUAAAUGCUUUGAAUGUGGUACUCAUAAUCCUCAAUGGGUAUCUGUUACAUAUGGAAUAUGGAUAUGUCUGGAAUGUUCAGGUAAACACAGAGGUCUUGGUGUACACCUCUCGUUUGUUAGAUCUGUUACAAUGGAUAAAUGGAAAGAUGUAGAAUUAGAAAAAAUGAAGGUAGGGGGUAAUAGGAAUGCAAGGAUUUUUUUUGAAGCUCAACCAGACUAUGAUGAUUCAAUGUCCAUCCAACAAAAAUAUAAUACUAGAGCUGCUGCAUUAUAUAGGGACAAGAUUUCUACUCUAGCACAAGGCAAAUCCUGGGAUGAGAAGAAGUCUCCAGCUCAAAAUUAUACGAGUGGAUAUAUAUCGCCUACUCAAUCACAGUCACACUCGAGUAAAAACUACAACUCUUCUUCAUACCAGUCAUAUAAUAAUUCUGAUACCUACCAAGGUGGAUAUCAAAAUUAUAAUACACCAGCAUUUAAAGACGAAAAAGAAGCAUUUUUUGCUAGGAAACAGUUUGAAAAUGCCACUAAAAGAGAUGAUGUGCCCCCAUCUCAAGGUGGAAAAUAUAGUGGAUUUGGUUAUACACAAGAAGCCCCACCUAGAAGCCAGUCUCAAGAAUUUGUCGAUACAGCUUUAUCAUCUUUAGCAAGUGGCUGGUCGUUUCUGUCUUCGUCGGCAACAAAAAUAGCUAGCAAAGCAACAGAAAAUGCAGUCAAAUAUGGAGGAUUAGCCACCCAGAAGGUAGUUGAUAUUAGCUCACAAGUAGGCGAAAAGGUUAAACAAGGUACACUGAUUGAAGAUGUUAGUAGUCAAGUAACCAAUUUGUCACACAAGAUGGGUGAGUUAGGUCGAAAAGGCUGGAAAGAAGUGAGCGGCACCAAUAGCGGUUCUGAUUAUCAUUCGGGAGGUUAUGGCCAAGUAGGCGGUGAAAACUACCACUCUCCUGGUGAGAAAUCGUCUCUAGUCAGUAGCGGCAAUGGCUAUGGAAGAGAAGACGAAUGGAGUAUAGAGAGUCAGCAAGGUUCCAAAGCUUCCAGUCCAAAGUCAUCUAACCAAAAUUGGGAUUCCAGUUGGGGAUAUCAAAAUGAUACACCCACUGGAGGAUAUCAAUCGGAUUAUAGAGAUUAUUCGGCGAGCAACAGUGUUACUACAUCACCCACGGAAUCCAAGCCUACCAAUAGAAAAGAGAAGAAACAAAAGGAGCCAAAAAAAACUUGCGACGAUAAAUGGGGCGAUGACGAAUUAUGGGAAAGUCUAAAUAAUUAAAUUUCGAAUGUUCUAUUUGAAAAAAAAACUUGAAACGUAUAACCACCUUUCUCAUUCUUUGCCAUAUUAAUCAUGUUUAUGAGAUUAGGAUUCAACAUAUGGAACUCAAAAGGGUAAUUUAGAUUCACAAUUUAUUCAUUAUACAGGGUGGUCUGAAUUGUAAUCUGGAAACUUCGGCAACAUAUUCUGCAGAUAAAAAUAAGUAAAGAAGUUCAUAUAAAUUAGAGAUGAGCAGAAAAGAUUGUAAAUUCGCAAUCGCAACCUGCGAUUCCUUUCCAUAGCAAAAUGCGACUUGCGAUUGAAACAUCUAUCUGCCGAUUUUGGAUAUUAGGCAACCAAUAUUACACCAGUCGCGAUUUGCUAUCGCAGUGGGCACGCGAACGAAAAUCCCAGCAUUGCGAUUUUCGUUCGCACCGGCGGUGCAUCGACACGGCACUGAGCAAGCGAACGAAGAGCUGGGAACGAAAAUCGCAGCGCUCGAAAAACAUUGCGAUUCUCGUUCGCGCCGGCCGGCGGCGGCGCGUCAUCAACACGACAGUGGGCAGGCGAACGAGGAGCUGAACGAAAAUCGCAGCGAUUGCGGCUGCGAUUUGCGAUUGCACGCC
Messenger RNA from Sitophilus oryzae (rice weevil), 2120 nucleotides. RefSeq names its product ADP-ribosylation factor GTPase-activating protein 1 (gene ArfGAP1). NCBI's taxonomy places the organism in Eukaryota, Metazoa, Arthropoda, Insecta, Coleoptera, Curculionidae. Bases 193 to 1515 code for a protein of 440 amino acids. Gene Ontology annotation, cellular component: Golgi membrane. Gene Ontology annotation, molecular function: GTPase activator activity. The record is from RefSeq and is a predicted model, not a curated record. The transcript has 10 exons. Gene Ontology annotation, biological process: regulation of endocytosis; regulation of ARF protein signal transduction.